UUUUUUCUUAUUUCCAAUUUCAAGAUAUUAAUAAAUAAAUAAAUCAUCGAUCCAACGGUCCAUAUUCAAUCUCCAAAACGACCCCUCCCACGCUUCUCAAAACGCAAUUAUCGGACGCAAUAGCCUCAAAACCACCCUUUACCCUUUCCCUUUCGUCCUUCUCCGUCUCCCCUCAUUUGCUCACUUUCUCUCUCUAACCAGAUCUCGCACUCGCGCUUUAACUCUCUAGGAUUCGACGACAAUGGCGGCCGCUCCCUCGCCUCGCGAAGAGAACGUCUACAUGGCGAAGCUCGCCGAGCAGGCCGAGCGCUACGAAGAGAUGGUGGAGUUCAUGGAGAAGGUCUCCGCCGCCGCCGACAACGAGGAACUUACCGUGGAGGAGAGGAACCUCCUCUCCGUCGCCUACAAGAACGUGAUCGGAGCGCGCCGCGCCUCGUGGCGCAUCAUCUCCUCGAUCGAGCAGAAGGAGGAGAGCCGCGGCAACGAGGAUCACGUCUCCGUCAUCCGCGACUACCGAUCCAAGAUCGAGUCCGAGCUCUCCAACAUCUGCGACGGUAUCCUCAAGCUCCUCGACUCUCGCCUCAUUCCAUCCGCUUCCUCCGGCGAUUCCAAGGUCUUCUACCUCAAGAUGAAGGGAGAUUACCACAGAUACCUUGCCGAGUUCAAGACCGGCGCCGAGCGUAAGGAGGCUGCCGAGAGCACUCUCUCUGCAUACAAAGCCGCACAGGACAUUGCGAAUGCCGAACUGCCUCCUACUCAUCCAAUUAGGCUUGGCCUUGCUCUUAACUUUUCUGUAUUUUACUACGAAAUCCUUAAUUCUCCGGAUCGUGCCUGCAACCUUGCAAAACAGGCUUUUGAUGAAGCUAUUGCUGAAUUGGAUACACUGGGAGAGGAGUCAUACAAGGAUAGCACUUUGAUCAUGCAACUCCUUCGUGAUAACCUCACACUUUGGACCUCUGACAUGCAGGACGAUGGAGCAGAUGAAAUUAAAGAAGCAGCACCGAAACCGGAUGACCAGUAAAAAUAUUUUACUGCUAAUUAGAAUUGAACUUCUCCUCCAUAUCUUUUUGAAGGGAGAAGGUGUUUGUUGCUAAUAUCUCUUUGGUACUGGGAUUUUAGGCAUUCAUGUCUGUUAUGAAUUGUGGAUGUACUGGGCCGUUUUAGUUUGUCCUUCCAUUUUCUCAAGUGUUUUCCAAAUUGCCUAUUUUAUUAAGGACACUGAAGUUUUUAUUAUAUGGAAUUGGAAUUUUAAGAUUCUCUUCUAUCUAGUAAACUUUGUUACCGGCUUUUA
This is a messenger RNA of Glycine soja, 1291 nucleotides long. RefSeq names its product 14-3-3-like protein. Bases 242 to 1021 code for a protein of 259 amino acids. The transcript has 4 exons. NCBI's taxonomy places the organism in Eukaryota, Viridiplantae, Streptophyta, Magnoliopsida, Fabales, Fabaceae. The record is from RefSeq and is a predicted model, not a curated record. Gene Ontology annotation, biological process: signal transduction. Gene Ontology annotation, cellular component: cytoplasm.